Messenger RNA from Gadus chalcogrammus (walleye pollock), 2227 nucleotides. Its product is annotated as homeobox protein Dlx4a-like. The record is from RefSeq and is a predicted model, not a curated record. Gene Ontology annotation, biological process: negative regulation of transcription by RNA polymerase II; embryo development; cell differentiation. The transcript is spliced from 3 exons. Bases 265 to 1071 code for a protein of 268 amino acids. Gene Ontology annotation, molecular function: DNA-binding transcription factor activity, RNA polymerase II-specific; RNA polymerase II cis-regulatory region sequence-specific DNA binding. Lineage: Eukaryota; Metazoa; Chordata; Actinopteri; Gadiformes; Gadidae.
CUGAGGGGAACACUUCUGCCUAAUCCCGCAACAGAUUUAGCCUCCACAAUCAACCGAAGAACCGGUGAGGACGCGGUAAGCACCGGACAGCUAGGGGAAAGGGGGGCACUGAGGAGGCGUGCGAGGGUCCGCCUCUCUACGGGACGUCCCGACUCCACGGAGCGCGUCGGGCUUGUUGUUUUUGAAACCUUUAAUCGUCUGCGUGUGUCUCAAGUGGGACUCUAUGAUUUUGAGGACUUGUCGCAUUAAUGGACUCCUAACCCGAUGAUGACGAUGAGUUCCAUGUCGGACAGCCUGGCCGGCGGAGACCCGUCCAAGUCGGCCUUCCUGGAGUUCGGCGGACACGGGUACCCGGGACACCCGGGACACCCGGGACAUCAGCAGCCGUCGCCCGGGUUGUCCCACAACCACUACCCGGUGCACAGUCUGCACGGGGUGGGGCCCGCGCAGUCCCACGAGAGUCCGUUCCCCACCGGGACCUCGUCCUACGGACGCCCGCUGGGAUACCCAUACCACGGCGGCGUGAGCGCGCACCACCCCGGCGCAUACCUGCCCUAUCAGCAGGGCGGCCACGGGGGCGCGCUGGGCCACUCCAGGCUCGACAGUCAUGAGCACGAGAAGCCGACCGCGGUGAUCGAGAACGGGGAGGUCCGGCUAAACGGGAAGGGCAAGAAGAUCCGCAAGCCUCGGACCAUCUACUCGAGCCUGCAGCUCCAGGCGUUGAACCAGCGCUUCCAGCAGACCCAGUACCUCGCCCUGCCCGAGAGGGCCGACCUGGCGGCCAAGCUUGGCCUCACCCAGACGCAGGUUAAAAUAUGGUUCCAGAACAAGAGGUCUAAAUACAAGAAGAUCAUGAAGAACGGGCCGUGCGGACCGGAGGGAGACCACCUGCACCCCCCUCCGUCCGCGUCGCCGUGUUCCCCGGGGAUGGGUCCGCCGCUGUGGGAGCAGCCCAUGGCGAGCAAGGGGGGCGCGCCGUCGGGUCACCCCGGGGCAGGAUACAUGAACACUUUCGGACACUGGUACCCCGGGCACCAUCAGGACUCGAUGCCGAGGACUCAGAUGAUGUGACGCGCAUUGUGGACCUAUGGAUUUGGAGUCCCGAUUCUAAACCUCAGACUUUGAAUAUUUUCAUUUUUGGUUCCUUUUUUAUGCAGUUUUUUAUUGAUGUAUUUUGGGGCCCAAUGAGUUGUUAUAUGCAGGCCGAUAUGUCGAUAUUUGUUGGUCCACUUUAUUUUAUUUGUCGAAGCACGUCGUUUUUCAGCCUUCUCUGUUUACUGCAAUGAAUUCAACCGCCUUCGCAAUAUCGAAGGAUCAAUUUGCCAAAAUGAAAUGGGCUAUGGGUCAAAUAUUUUUUUUAAAUAAACGCCAAUCAUAUAUAGGUAGCCUAUCUAAUGUCUUAUUUUCCCCAUUUAAAUUGGAAUUAGGCCCUUAAUAGUUUUAUUGUCGAAUCGUUCGACGAUAAACACGCACAGCCCUGUGGUAGGCUAAUGCGCUGAAGGCCUGCUUUGUCUGCGUCAUGUAAACCCAUUUAUUGAUUAGGUUUCACUGUGUUAAAUUAUUAUUUAUUUUUUAUAAGGAAAUAAUGAUAAACAGGUCACACCUCUCCACCCUGAAACAUCUGGAACAGGUAAAGGCCCUGUCCACAUGGUCAAUGAUCUUUCGGAUGACCGGGUCAAUUAGAGGUAAUGGAGACGCUCGUUAAACGGAGCUUCACUCUGACGCGGUAAUUGCGCGUGUGUAGAGAGACAACCCCCCCUCCUCCCCCCGCAGCGGGCCACAAAGAAAAGGGAUUACACUUGACAAAUUCAUUUUAAACAAACAAUAGAAAUUUGAUGCAUAUUCUUUACAGGUUAUUAAAGAUAAUGGAUUGGUCGGUGUGCGGGACAGAGGCCUUCUGAAGGCGCCUCAUAGCGGUACACCUCAGGUGGAAAGACUGGAGAAACAUUUUACCAAAUUACUAACAGGUGCCCUGCAAGUCAAACUGGGUAGCGUCGUUAUUUCUUCGACUCUUUGUCAUCACUUCAGAUUGUCUGCAUACUAAAAAGAAGACCUCUUCAGCUGGUUGUGACCUCAGGCUCAGAAACGCUGAGCCUUCUGUUCAAAGAGAUAUCUUUAUUUUAAUAAUUUAACAAAGGAGGCUGAAGUCUACCCAACACUGACCCCCGGACUAAAGCCCACAUCGUCCUGUCGAUCCUCAGGUAUAAAUAACCUAACACAUGCAGAA